Molecule: messenger RNA, 1321 nt
Organism: Cucurbita pepo subsp. pepo (vegetable marrow)
Lineage: Eukaryota; Viridiplantae; Streptophyta; Magnoliopsida; Cucurbitales; Cucurbitaceae
Gene: SAUR36
Product: SAUR-like auxin-responsive protein family
Biological process (GO): response to auxin
Source: RefSeq, a predicted model, not a curated record
AAUAUAAAUGGUAUCCACGUUCACGUUUCCAAAUCAUAAAAACUCCCACAAAAUCCCUCCAUAUCCCCACAACCAUUCCUCAAGGACUGUUCCUUCUCUCUCUCGCUAAUGGCGUGCUGCUGAAAUUCAAAUCCCCUCGCCGUCCACCAUCCUCCUCUUUUGACCUCACACUAAUCGCUUUCUAAUCUCCACUUUUCUCGGAGAAAUUUCAUCCUGAUUUCUCAACUCUGUAUAUAUAUCAAUCUCUACUUGUUUCUUGUUGUUUAAUCGAUUUUGUACUUGUUCUUCUUUUGAUUAGAUGCUGUAAUAAUCUCUAUAUGUUGCUGAUUCUUAAUCGACUGAUUAGAUUGUACCUGUGAUUUUGAUUUUCCCUCUUUUUCUGAGAUUUUCGGAUGAAUCUUUACUUCUGGAGCAAUUUUGACGAAUAUGUCGAACAUUCCGACUUCGCUUUCUGAAAUCUGCCUCAGUUUCUUUCGUCUUACCAUGUCCACCGCCGAUCCUUGGCCAUUUUCCUAAUCUCCACCACUUUUAAUCGAUUUUAGGUUGUUUUUCCGUUUUUUUUUCUCUGAUUUCCUCCUUUUUUUUCGCCGCGAUGAGACGAAUCAGAGGAUUCAAACUCGGCAAGCACAUCCGGCGGAUUUCGAACUGGUUUCUCCGGAGACGACGGCGGAGUCGGACUGGAUACUCACUGUUGAGAUCCGGACGGUCUGUUAAGCCGAUUUCCAGCCUGUUAAGCUGGGGAAGGCGAUUGGCGAACGGAGCGAAAUCUAUCUGUUUAAGUAGGAGGAGAUUGAGUUACGUACCGUUAGAUCGCGAUUCGGAGGAGAAAUCCGCGGCGGUUCCGAAAGGUCACUUGGCCGUCUACGUCGGCCAGAACGACGGCGAUUUUCAUCGAGUUCUAGUGCCAGUGAUCUACUUCAAUCAUCCUCUGUUUGGCGAGCUUCUGAGAGAGGCGGAAAAGGAGUACGGAUUUCAUCAUCAAGGCGGAAUCACCAUUCCUUGUCCGUACUCCGAGUUCGAGAAUGUUCAGUCGAAAAUUAAGUCCGGUUCCAGUUGCCGGGAACCGCCAUGGAAGAAGCUAGGUUGUUAUGGACGUUAAUUUACUCCGCCGACGACGACGGUGAAGAUUCCAAAUUCUCGAGGAUAGUGACGCUUAGACUUUACCAUAAUUUAUUAGGUAGAAUUUUAAUUUUUCCUAAUUUUUUUUUUCCUUUAAUAAAUUGUGGUGGAGUUUAUUCCUUGGGCUAUUUCUGUACAAACAAUUACAUUUAGGUAAAUUUACAUUUUAGUCCCUAAAAUAAUACCUUUUAGCAAUUUAGUC